AUGUUGUCCUUCUCCCUGACUCUGUGGCGGACGACAUAUCUAGUCACAGCCAUUGCUGCUGUAGACCCAGCAGCUAUGUAUGACGGGUCCAUUACCGCAGCAGACUCGGAAAUAUUGCUUAUGAUUGCGCUUGCUGACGCCUUCAUCCACCACCGCGGCUCCAACGGUUCCGAGCCCUUCAGGGUAGCAUGGUACCAAAGCCGUCAGCAUCAAUUACCUGGCCUCAAACACCGUCGAUGGCGGAAUCACCUACAACGAAGCCGCCGAACAGAUCGCCAACGACGAGAGGAUCGCCACGUCACCCAGCUACUACGCCUUCCGCGACCACCUCCCUCCCACCCAGCCAGAAUUUCCAACACGAGCGAUGUCCAGACCAUCUUCUCCCAACUCCGCAGGACCGCCGAAGCACCAGCCGCCCAUGGAAGCGCGCCCGUCCGAUUGCUGAGCCGCUACGACCCAAAUCCGCCACCAAUAUCAAGGAGGCCACGACUAAACGACUUUAUCCAAUCCAAUGCAAGUCCCCUGGGCAACCCGCCUACUCAACCUGGUACCACCAAUACACCGCCUUCUCCCGCUCCAAGCCCCCACCGCCGCGAUCCUCCUGGCCGGAAUACGCCCUCACAGACCGAGGCACCUAUCUCUCCCUGCCCAGCAACCUCGCCCGCCAAGCCACCACCGACGAAGCGGGACGAUCCGCUCCUGAACCCAGCACCGGCACGGCUGCUGGCGGGGGGGAAUGCGCAGAAUGCGGAGACCGGCGGCUGA
Messenger RNA from Endocarpon pusillum Z07020, 765 nucleotides. RefSeq lists its product as uncharacterized. The record is from RefSeq and is a predicted model, not a curated record. The coding region runs from base 1 to 765 and encodes 254 amino acids. NCBI's taxonomy places the organism in Eukaryota, Fungi, Ascomycota, Eurotiomycetes, Verrucariales, Verrucariaceae. The transcript has 3 exons.